AACACCAUACCACGUCACGCAAGCAGUUGUCACAUCACAUUUGCGAUUUGCGAUAUUUUUGUGGCUCUUUUGGGUGUGUGCUUUCUUCAUGUGUGUUGUGCUACUUAUGUGGAUUAUUAGGUGAUAUUCUUCUUUUUAUUGGAUAAAAUCCUAAGCCGCAAACAUGCCGAAAUCGAUUCUUGAAUAUUUAAGUAAAGCGUUUUAUCUGAAAGGAAAUGAUAGUACAGUGAUGAACGUCCGGGUGACGACUAUGGACGCGGAGCUGGAGUUCGCGAUCCAGCAGACGACCACCGGCAAACAACUCUUCGAUCAGGUGGUGAAGACCAUCGGCCUGCGCGAGGUCUGGUUCUUCGGCCUCCAGUACACCGACUCCAAGGGGGACCUCACCUGGAUCAAGCUUUAUAAGAAGGUGAUGCAACAAGAUGUGAAGAAGGAGAAUCCGCUGCAGUUCAAGUUCCGAGCCAAAUUCUACCCCGAGGAUGUCGCGGACGAGCUCAUACAGGAGAUCACCCUCAAGCUCUUCUACCUGCAGGUGAAGAACGCCAUCCUAUCGGACGAGAUCUACUGCCCGCCGGAGACGUCUGUGCUGCUGGCGUCGUACGCGGUGCAGGCGCGCCACGGCGACCACAACCCUGGUAUACACGGGCCCGGCUUCCUCGCCAACGACCGCCUGCUGCCGCAGAGAGUCACUGACCAACACAAGAUGUCGCGCGAGGAGUGGGAACAGAGCAUCACGAACUGGUGGCAGGAGCACCGCGGCAUGCUGCGCGAGGACGCCAUGAUGGAGUACCUCAAGAUCGCGCAGGACCUCGAGAUGUACGGCGUCAACUACUUCGAGAUCAGGAACAAGAAAAACACCGAGCUCUGGCUGGGAGUCGACGCGCUCGGCCUCAACAUCUACGAGAAAGAUGACAAACUGACGCCGAAAAUCGGGUUCCCGUGGUCGGAGAUCCGCAACAUCUCGUUCAACGACCGCAAGUUUAUCAUCAAGCCGAUCGACAAGAAGGCGCCGGAUUUCGUGUUCUUCGCCCCGCGAGUCCGCGUCAACAAGCGUAUCCUCGCUCUCUGCAUGGGCAACCACGAGCUGUACAUGCGCAGGCGCAAGCCCGACACCAUUGAUGUUCAGCAGAUGAAGGCGCAGGCCCGUGAGGAGAAGCUCGCUAAGCAGGCGCAGAGGGAAAAGUUGCAACUCGAAAUCGCGGCCCGUGAGCGCGCGGAGAAGAAACAACAAGAGUAUGAAGACCGCCUCAGACAGAUGCAAGAGGAGAUGGAGCGCUCACAGGCGAACCUGAUCGAGGCACAAGAGAUGAUCAGGCGGCUGGAGGAGCAGCUGAAGCAGCUGCAGGCAGCCAAGGAGGAGCUCGAGCAGCGCCAGAACGAGCUGCAAGCGAUGAUGCAGCGUCUCGAGGAAACCAAGAACAUGGAAGCUGCUGAACGUCAGAAGCUGGAGGACGAGAUCCGCAGCAAGCAGGAGGAGGUGUCGCGCAUCCAGCAGGAGGUAGAGCUGAAGGACUCCGAGACGCGCCGCCUGCAGGAGGAGGUCGAGGAGGCCAGGCGCAAGCAGGACGAGGCGAAGGCCCUGCUUGCGGCGGCGACGACCCCGCAGCACCACCACGUGGCGGAGAGCGGCGGCGGCGAGGAGGCGGAGGGCGAGGGCUCCGACGGCGGCUCCGAGUCCGGCGGCGGCGAACUCGUGCGCGCGCCCGACGAGCUCGUCGACCCCAUCGCCGACCGUAAGACCCUGGCCGAGCGCAGCGAACGCCUGCACAACCAGCUUAAGGCCCUGAAACAAGACUUGGCCCAGUCCAGAGACGAGACCAAGGAGACGGCCAUGGACAAAAUCCACCGCGAGAACGUCCGCCAGGGGCGCGACAAAUACAAGACGCUACGGGAGAUCCGCAAGGGCAACACCAAGAGGCGCGUCGAUCAAUUCGAAAACAUGUAAACCCCGCGCGGCCUGCACCUCACCACGCCACGAGAGGACACCGUGUGGACUGCCCGCUAUAUAGCAGUGGAUCUAAAAUGGCGACCUUGAGUGAAACUUAUUAUUUUUUGAAGCUCCACAGUAAUAAUUAACCUCUUUGUUCACUUGACAUUAUAGCCAAAUGUCAUGCUAUCUGUCAAAAUUGAUGUUUCAAAUUCUGAGUAGCCGUUUUACGGCAUCCGAAAUGAAACAAUAUAAAACACUCAAGGUGGGAUUUUAGACCUGCGGUUCUGUUAAAUGGAGUUUUUUAUUCGUAUCGUUCAUAUUUAAUAAUAUUAGUGUUAUGAUAUUAAGUUAUAUUUUCGUAUCGUUUAAUCGUUAAGGCGGUUUAGAUGUAUUGCUACGCACCGCAAUAUAUUUAUACCGAUCCGAUUAGCACUCCACAUCGUCUCCUCUUGAGAAUCGCGAGCGUAUUCGUCAACGGUACGGCUCGUGCUAGUUAUGACCCGGCGAAGCGAACCGAAAAUAUACUAGGUUGGUUGUAGAGCUUCGCUAGGAUUGUAGGGCUAGGAGUGGCCCCGUCGAGUUCAUACCACGAACACCGUCCAGGCAACGUUGACCUCUGUACCGCGCCAGUGGAAUCGCAGCUUCACACCCGGCGACAAUAUCAACUUGUUAUCGCCCAAACUAUGAAUGUAAAUAUUGAUUAUUAUUACUUAAUAGUAAUUUUAUUUUAGACUUAUGUGCUAUAUAACCGAGUAUGUAUACAUUUUACGUGAGGAUGUUCUCCGAACUGACCGUUUAAAUCAAGGCACACAGAUAUUUUUAAUUAAGUAUUUUAAGCGAUUUCAAUUUUAUUAUGUAAUUAUAUAACAUAUUCGUAUACAUUGGAAGUAUAUCUUGAGUCAUAAAUUAGUAUGCUGUGUGCUUCUCUUAUUAUUAUUAAUUUUUUUAUUUGAGGUUUAAUCGUUUCUUGAAAUUUCGACCGUCACGUUACUGUUAUGGGAGGUUGUUAUGGGACCCUUAGUCGUAUCGAUAUAAACUAACACUAGGUUUCUACUCCUAUCACUACUUACGUUUUCUGCAUAUAACGUGUAAAA
This is a messenger RNA of Aricia agestis (brown argus), 3024 nucleotides long. RefSeq names its product moesin/ezrin/radixin homolog 1 (gene Moe). The transcript has 13 exons. Gene Ontology annotation, biological process: regulation of cell shape; positive regulation of protein localization to early endosome; regulation of organelle assembly. Lineage: Eukaryota; Metazoa; Arthropoda; Insecta; Lepidoptera; Lycaenidae. Gene Ontology annotation, cellular component: microvillus; apical part of cell; adherens junction. The coding region runs from base 164 to 1945 and encodes 593 amino acids. The record is from RefSeq and is a predicted model, not a curated record. Gene Ontology annotation, molecular function: cell adhesion molecule binding; actin binding.